This is a messenger RNA of Marchantia polymorpha subsp. ruderalis, 2321 nucleotides long. The record is from the annotation of a GenBank genome assembly. Lineage: Eukaryota; Viridiplantae; Streptophyta; Marchantiopsida; Marchantiales; Marchantiaceae.
ACCGAGCAGAGCCAACUGGGCACAGUCUUUGUGCCGAAGCUCGGCGAGGACGGGCUCGUUUCCAGCGUGACGAGCUCUGCUGAUUUUGCUGCUGCUGCUGCUGUGGAGAGUCGUCGGCCAGAAGGACAGGGAGACGGAAAGGUGACAUUCUGCUUCGUCAGUCGUGCUUUUGGUCCGGGAGAUUCCGCCAUGGACUUGGAUGGCGAAGUGCGGUUGUAAUUUGGAUCCAUGCUUUAGGAUUUUGGGCGACAUCGCUUCGGAGUCGGAACUUGUGGCAAUGGGGAUAGGGAACAAUGCGGGCGAGAUUGGUCUUUCGAGUUGGAGUUUAUGUGAGGACAGUUGUAGAUGAUUGGCCAAUGAGACUCGGAGUGGUGAGGCGGCUUGUCAGUUUGCGUUGAGUCUAGCGCAACUUUCUUUGCAAGUGGAGUUGGCGCAGAGCUUAUGACUGGUUCACAGAUGGAAUUUUGCUGUGCCAAAAUUUUGAGAACGAAUCUUGAUGGUAGCGGUUGGAAUUUAGCUGGGGAAAUUUACCCAAUUUUUUGCCCUUGUUAAUCGAACUAUUCGGCCUCUAUCGCUUCUGCAUUUGAUAAGUUGUCAUGCCGUCAAUCAAAUCAAGUGAAACAUAGCAGUUCACCUUGUCAUGCUCUUCGUCUCUCUCAAUUUCGAUCAGUCUCGAUGUCGGAUUAGCAAGGAAGAUGAUGAAUAUGCAAUUAGAGCUACAGACGGGUCAAGUUUCAAGCGUCCUCAAGUCGUUCUGGAUCCUAAGCCCUUCGUUCUUCUCUCAAGGAUGACGUCACAAGAAGACACAGUAAGCAGGGACCAAGGGAACACAAUAGCACACUUCGAAAUUGCAGUUGCUCUAGUAUUGUGUACACUCAAGUCUUCAAGGCAUACUGACCGAAUGGCUUCGAAUGCCGUUCUUAAGUGAGGAGGAGAUGAUAGCUCCGGGCAACAUGGGGGCGCUCGGUUCGAACGAUGCUGUUAAUCUGCUGUUCACGUGGAUGAUGGGCUCGAGGAGUUUGAAUUGCAGGAAGAGCGACGCCGUUGGAGGCUGGCAUGCAGUGACAGCGUCGAGGUGUGGACUAGGUUUAUUUGGAAGCGGUGCUCAUUUACAGCUUCGGAACUUUCUGUCAAAAAGUUUAAACCAUUCUCGUUCUCUCCAUUCUCCGGAGCAGCCAUGGAAGCAUUCGCCGUCUAGGAUCGGAGCGCGGGGAUUACCUUAUCAGAUGAGUCUAGGCAUUUUGUCGUCAAAUCUUUGGAGCUCUUGGUAUAUGGGUCCGCAAGGGCAGAACUUAAGCGACAACAGGAGUCAAAUCAGAUUGGCGGCAUUCGGAGGUGUUUCUGCUGAUGGUUCGCCAUCACCUACGGACGAUAAAAGUCAGUUCCCUCGACGGAAUCUUACUAACUUUCUGUUGGGACUGAACAUUUUAGUUUUCAUCGCGCAAGCAGCCACACAGGGAAAACUGCUCUUGGCAGGUGCUAAGGUAAAUAGCUUAAUCGAUAAAGGCCAAUUCUGGAGAUUACUCACCCCUGCGGUUCUUCAUGCGAACGUUUUCCAUCUUCUUGUCAACUCGUAUUCACUGAACUCCGUUGGACCAUCUGUGGAGGCUAUAGCAGGACCGAAGAGAUUUGUUGCAGUCUACACAAUAUCUGCACUAACAAGUACAACCUUAAGCUACUGCCUCUGCAAAUCUCCUUCCGUCGGUGCUUCAGGUGCUAUUUUUGGUCUUGUUGGUGCCCUCGCUGUAUUCCUGUUACGGCAUAAGAAUAUGAUGGUUGGAGGACAGCGAAGUUUCAAGCAAGUCGGCCGUAUCAUUGUACUCAACAUGGUUUUAGGUCUAAGCAGCGCUGGAAUAGACAACUGGAGCCACUUCGGCGGUCUACUUGGAGGUGCUGCUGUAACAUGGCUGCUGGGUCCUGUCUAUUCAUUCGAAACCCCACCAGGUGGAGGAAAGAGGCAGCUUGUGGACCGGCCACCCAUUUCUUAUCUGAUCUCUGCGCGUUCCACAAGCAACCGAUAAGAGAACAGCUUUUGGUUUAUGUCCGCAGCAAUGUUCUUGUCCAAGGUAAUAGAGGUUGUAAAAAGUGUGUUCAAGAGGUUGUAAAUGCGUGUGAGCAUAAAGUGUUCAAAAAGUCUCCCGAUCAUUACGCUCGAUGGAGGUCCAAGCCAUCGAAUCUUCUCGAAUUUGUAUAUUUACUCUGUAGGGUACAAAGGAUGAUGAAGCGGGGCCCUAUUCGUCAUAUAGAAGCAAUAAAAGGUCAUGUUGGCAAUUCUUUGCCUCAGAAUGCUUUUCGAGAGCAUGGCAGUCUCUACUGAGAAG